AUGACACAUGAAGCAACACUUGUAUUAACCUUUGCUGGAGUGAAUUUCCCCAUUGAUUGUUUAAAUGGAUGUAGAUUGGCUAUUACUGCUAGAAAUGAAAAUUCUGAAAAUUAUGUUGAGAUUGGACAGACCGAAACAAUUUCAAGUUUAAAUCCUAAAUUUGAACGGAAUGUUGUGUUUGUAUUUCGUUUGGAUCUUGAACAACAAAUUUGUUUGAUAGUAUAUUCUGUAGAUCACAAAACCGAAGUAAUUCAAAGGAAAAUAGGCCAGUCUAAUUUCAAUUUGUUUUCAAUUCUCCAUGGAGUCUCUGAAUCUCUUCAAAUCCCACUUAUUUUGGACCAAGAAAUAAAAUCUUCCCAGCCUUCAUUUAUUCAAUGUGCGGUUUCACAGCCUGGAAAUUGCGGGGUUAAUUCUGGAACAGUUUUUCAAUUUAUUGGGCAUAAUAUGGACAAUUCUGGCCUCAUUCCUUCGCCUUAUUUUUUACUUGAACUUGUUCCCACCAAUAAUGUUGAAGAAUCCUCUCCAUUACCUAUUUUACUUUAUAGAAGCGAAUUUUGUAAUAAAAAUGCGAAUCCUCGUUGGAAAGAAUUUUUACUCCCCUCUCAAUUUUUUCCAUCAUCGGCUGAUUGGUCUCUGAGGAUUUCUUGUUUUAAUUAUGCUUAUAAUCAAAUUGAGGGUGAUCAAUUGAUUGGACAGGCUUUUACAACUUUUUAUCAGUUAAUUGGAAUGAAUUCAGUCAAAUUUUUGCUCAGAACUGGACACAAAAACAAAGACCAGAAUCCUUCUAUUGAACUUGUUCGUGUCAGUAAUGAACCUGUGCCUUCCUUGAUUAAUUUAAUUAAAUCUGGCCAUCAAUUUUAUUCAACUAUAGCAAUUGAUUUUACUUCGAAUAAUGGAGGGCCAAAUUCUCCUGAUUCUCUACAUUUUAUUCAUCCACAUAUAUCUAAUGCUUAUUCGCAUGUUUUAGAAGGUGUUUCAACAACUUUUUCUAGAAUUGAUAAAUUGCGAAGAAUAGCUUUGCUAGGUUUUGGUGCUAAAUUACCUCCAUCUUUUCAAUUUUCAAAUCUUUUUGCUCUGAAUGGUAAUUUGGACUCUCCUUGGCUUAGAAGCACUCCAGAUAUCUUAAAUUGCUACAAAAACUUUUCUUUAUCUCUUUUGCCAUUUGCACCUACACAAUAUUCUCAAGUCAUUCAUUAUGUUAUCAACAUUCAUUUUUCACUUAUAAUUUUAACUAAUGGGCAGCUUAGGGAUCCAAGUGAUACUAUCGAUACCAUUGUUGAGGCUUCUUUCCUUCCCAUCUCAAUUUUCUUUGUUUCAAUUGGCAACAAUUCACACUCAACAGGAGAAACAAAUUUGCGAAGGUUGUGUUCACCAACAAUUAAAUCAACUAAAAAUAUACCUUUACAAAGGGAAACUGCUUCCCUAAUAUCCGGAAAUCAUCCAUUAUUAACCCAACAAUUAAUUCAAACAAUGAGUAGACAAUUAAUUUUGUAUAGACUUUUUAAUUCACAAAAGGAAUAAAAAACUAUUUAAUUUAAAAAAAUAAGCAUAUUAAUUACUUUAAUUUUUAAAAUUUUUUAUGAAUUUUGUAUUAGAUUUUCGUUAGUUUCUAGAUAAAAAAUUUUUAUCUGAUUUUAAAUUACUUUAGUUGUGUUUUUAAGUUUUUUGAAGUUAGGGUUCCCCUCUUUUAGUUUUGGAAGUUCCCCUUUACUUCCCGCAACUUCUACCUUCAUGGUCUUGCUCAUUUGAAUCCCUCAUCACUCCCCAAACUUCUCCCAACUCAUCUCCUAACCAAAACAUACAAUAUCUC
Meloidogyne enterolobii is the source of this 1810-nucleotide messenger RNA. Lineage: Eukaryota; Metazoa; Nematoda; Chromadorea; Rhabditida; Meloidogynidae. The record is from the annotation of a GenBank genome assembly.